This is a messenger RNA of Nestor notabilis (Kea), 972 nucleotides long. It is a transcript of the gene MCM7, whose product is annotated as minichromosome maintenance complex component 7. The transcript has 7 exons. Gene Ontology annotation, cellular component: MCM complex; nucleus. Gene Ontology annotation, biological process: DNA replication initiation; double-strand break repair via break-induced replication; DNA strand elongation involved in DNA replication. The annotation marks the transcript as partial. Gene Ontology annotation, molecular function: single-stranded DNA helicase activity; ATP binding; single-stranded DNA binding. The record is from RefSeq and is a predicted model, not a curated record. Lineage: Eukaryota; Metazoa; Chordata; Aves; Psittaciformes; Psittacidae.
UGGUGGCUCUGGACGACGUGGCCGAGGCCGAGCCCGCGGUGGCCGAAGCCGCCUGCGACAACACCCGGCGCUACCGGAGCCUCUUCAUGGAGGCCGUGCAGGAGCUGCUGCCCCUCUACCGGGACCAGGAGGUGCCCCCGCGGGACGUGCUGGACGUGUACCUGGAGCACCGGGUGCUGCUGGAGCAGCGGGGCCGGGCCAAGGGGGAGCCCCGGGACCCCCAGAACCAGUAUCCCCCCGAGCUGCUGCGACGCUUCGAGCUCUACUUCCAGCCCCCUUCCACCUCCAAGCCCCUUGUCAUCCGGGAUGUCAAGGCCGACUCCAUUGGGAAGCUGGUGACCGUGGCCGGCAUCGUCACCCGCGUCACCGAGGUCAAGCCCAUGAUGGUGGUGGCCACCUACACGUGCGACCAAUGCGGCGCCGAGACCUACCAACCCAUCCAAGCUCCCACCUUCACGCCGCUGCUGCUGUGUCCGAGCCGGGAAUGUCGCAUGGAACGUGCUGGUGGACGCCUCUACCUCCAGACGCGGGGCUCCAAGUUCAUCAAGUACCAGGAGCUCAAGAUGCAGGAACACACGGACCAGGUCCCCGUGGGCCACCUUCCCCGCUCCAUCACGGUGGCCGUCCAUGGGGACAACACGCGCCUGGCCCAGCCUGGAGACCACGUCAGCGUCACCGGUGUCUUCCUCCCGCUCCUCAAGAGUGGCUUCCGCCAAGUGGCCCAGGGUUUGCUCUCCGAGACCUACCUUGAAGCCCACCACAUAGUGAAGAUGAACAAGAGUGAAGAGGAUGAGUUGGGUGCUGGGGACCUGACCGAGGAGGAGCUUCAGCAGAUCACACAAGAGGACUUCUAUGAGAAGCUGGCGGCGUCCAUCGCCCCGGAGAUCUAUGGGCAUGAGGAUGUGAAGAAGGCUUUGCUGCUGCUGCUGGUGGGGGGCGUGGAGAGGAACCCCCAUGGCAUGAAGAUACGGG